Capronia epimyces CBS 606.96 is the source of this 260-nucleotide messenger RNA. RefSeq lists its product as uncharacterized. Lineage: Eukaryota; Fungi; Ascomycota; Eurotiomycetes; Chaetothyriales; Herpotrichiellaceae. The transcript has a single exon. Gene Ontology annotation, cellular component: cytosol; mitochondrion. Gene Ontology annotation, molecular function: deaminase activity. The annotation marks the transcript as partial. The record is from RefSeq and is a predicted model, not a curated record.
CAGGGGAACAUCAACACCGCCGCUCCGGCCGGCGAGCAGGUUGCCGCUUGGAUCAAGAAUAUCGCCGCCAUCUUGAAAGCGGCCGGGUCGAGUUUGAACAAAAUCAACAAGACCACCGUCUUCAUCACAGACAUGAGAAACUUUGCAGAAGUCAAUGCCGUGUACGCGGAAGCUAUCACGCAUUGGCGGCGCGGAGCUGCGUCGCGGUCAAGGAAUUGCCGAAAAACGUCACCGUCGAGAUCGAAUGCGUUGCUCUGCAA